Molecule: messenger RNA, 2006 nt
Organism: Carassius gibelio (silver crucian carp)
Lineage: Eukaryota; Metazoa; Chordata; Actinopteri; Cypriniformes; Cyprinidae
Product: SLAM family member 7
Exons: 11
Coding region: 969-1982 (337 amino acids)
Source: RefSeq, a predicted model, not a curated record
GAACCUGGAGUGAGGAGAAGAGAGACUCACAGCGGGAAAGAAAAAACUAAACGAAACACAUAGGCACAUAUCACAGCGUGAAAUAAUAAGUCCAUGGGACAUAACAUAUUAGAAUGAUCAAUGUUAGCAACAGUUGUUCUGCCAUAUUUUAUUUUUAUUUUUAUUUUUAAUGAAAACUGCAAUACUUUUUUUUCAGGAUUCUUUGAUUAAUAAAAAGUUAAUUUAUUUACUGAAUUUAUUCAAAAUAAAAAUAUUUUCUAACAAUAUAAAUAUUUGCUAUCACUUCUUAACAAUUUAACAUAUCCUUGCUGAAUAAAAGUUGUAAUUCCUUUAAAAAAAAAAGAAUAAACAUUUACUUACCCCAAACUUUUUAACUGUAUAUUGCUCUUCUUUUUAUUCAUGAAAAAAAUCCAAGUUCAAAACAAGUAUUAAGCAGCACAACAGAAUCCAGCACUAUAUAAUAAAUCAGCUUAUUACAAUGGUUUCUGAAGGGUCAUGUGAAACAGAAGACUGAGUAAUGAUGCUGAAAAGUCAGCUUUGCUUCACAGGAAUACAUUAUAUUUUAAUGUAUAUUAAAAAAGAAAAACGUUAUUUUACAUCAUAAUACAAUUUCACAAUAUAACAUUUUCCCUGUAUUUUUGAUCAAAUACAGGCAGCCUCGAAGACCAUAAGAAACUCCUGUAAAUAAAUAAAUAAAUAAUAAUAAAAUAAAAUAAUAAAACCUUAAAAAUCGUUCUUGAUCCCCAACUUUUGACCAGUAGUGUAUGUGCUGACAUCGACCAGGCACGAGAUGGCAGCAAACCCCUGAGCUUCAGCUGAAGCUGUUCCCAGGGGACCCCUAAGUUACUUUCGGUUUUGUCUCAAAUCAUACAUCCUCUAUGUAUUAUCUGUGCCUCUGAUGCGUGUUCCUCGAAUAUUUAAUAUAAAUUCUAGAAGAAAGACGCAUGAAAGUGUAGUUUGUAUGAAUAAUGUAUCCUCUGAAAUACUCCACGACCGUCAUCUGCGCUUUGUUUAUCACCAUCGGAGCUGCUUCUGUUGAAGAAGAGAAAGUUUAUGGUGAAGUCAAUCGUACAGUGUCUUUUGGUGCGACCAGCUUAAAUGCUUCUGUCAGCAGCAUUAUAUGGAAACAGAUAAACGGUGCAUCUGUUGUAAAAGCGAUUGAAUGGGAUGUUGAAGAUGAUGGUGUUUCUGCCCCGAAUCUGAGAUUCAAAGACAUCACAUAUCUUGAUUACACGACUGGACAAAUUACUAUAAAUAAAUUAACUGUUGAACACAGUGGACUUUAUACCAUCGACAUCAACAGUAAAGAACAGGAACAAAGAUUCAACUUGGAAGUUUUGCCACCGGUCCCCAAACCUGUGAUAAAAAUAGAGAAGAUUAAAGUUAUCCCUGAUGCGGUGUAUUUAAUAUGUAAGUACAAUGAAACGAUCAUAUGGAAGAAUUCUACUGGAGGCACACUGCAGGGUUCACCCCACUAUCCGAAUGGAGAAUUUAUCAUAGUUGAAAAAGAAGGAAAUCCAGAUUUCUUCUACACAUGCACACUCGAGAAUGCAGUGAGUGAGAAAACCAGCGAUCCGGUCUAUGAGAGAGAUCUGUUUGAAGAUGAAGAUAAACAGCUUGAGGAGGGAGAAGCAAAACAAAACGAUACACAGCUUGAGAAGGGAGCAGCAAAAAGAAACGACGGUGGAUCUUUGUGGAUAGUUUCCGUCAAGAUCCUAAUCUUGAUACUGGCCCCCAUUAUUGUUUUUGUUAUCAUGUAUAAGUUCUGGCCAACGUUUCAUAAAAUUGUUCACGACAAUUUAAAAGACAAACCAUGCAUAGGAGCGAUUCUGAAACGGCUGGAUGGAAAGAAUAAGGACUAUAGUCUGCCUCCGCAAUUGGUGAUAAUAGCAGAAACAAACGUGAAUGGAGAUCCACAGCCUGAUGGGGAACCAAACGUUCAACAUCUGAAGGAAGAUGGCGAGGAUGAAACUGAAAAAUGAAUUAACCCGAGACUGUAGUGGUAG